Messenger RNA from Panonychus citri (citrus red mite), 3679 nucleotides. RefSeq lists its product as uncharacterized. NCBI's taxonomy places the organism in Eukaryota, Metazoa, Arthropoda, Arachnida, Trombidiformes, Tetranychidae. Gene Ontology annotation, molecular function: hydrolase activity. The transcript has 5 exons. Bases 720 to 3443 code for a protein of 907 amino acids. The record is from RefSeq and is a predicted model, not a curated record.
UUACAGGUAAACAGAAAACAAGGUAAGUAGAUGGAAGAAAAGUGGGAGAAGAUGAUGAUAAAUGGAAGACAGAGAUAAAGAAAGAAAAAGGGUAAGAUUAAGGAUGAUAAAGAAGACGAAGAAGGAGAAAAGGAGAGAAGAUGAAAAUGGUAAAAUAUUAGAGCGAAAGGUAAAUAGACAGAAAAAAAAAAUAAUGUCGAAUGUUGAAAGAUAAAUAAGUGAGUAAAAGUUUCCACUUUGAAAGAUAAAACUUGUUUCUUUUUCUACUUCAACCUAAUCAUCAUCAUCAUCUUCUUCAUGAAUCGGAACUGAAUUUAGUGAUUGAUAUCCGCAGCAUUGGAUCUUUUGGAGCGUUAAGAACCCGACUCGGUUUUUGCUGUUAGUUGCUGUUGAUGGGAGAUUCAACUAACAUCAUCAACAUCAUCAGAAAGCAAAAAAUCAACAACAACAAUCAACAACAUCAUCAUCAAACCAAUAACAAGUAAUCAACAACAACAACAAAAGGUAGAUACCAAUAAUUUCAACCCAACAACAACAACACCAACGACGACAACCACAAUAAACUAAUACAACAACAUUGAGAGGAUUUAAUGGUUGUCAUCAGAUAUUGAUUAAUGUUAAUUGUUGUGAUUUAAUCAACAACAGAAGAAAAUUGACCGAGACAAUUUACUCUGGUAGGUGUAGAUCACUUAAAUCACUUGAAGACCAAUGGUAAAACAAUGGACUGGUUAAGUCCAUUUGUGAUCUUCUGUGUUGUGGUCAUUUCGUUGAUAGAACCAGGAUAUUGUGAUGUAUUACAACAAUCUCAUCCUUCAUCAUCGACAUCAUCAUCUAACCAUAAAUCACCAGCAACACUUACAGCAUCCGAAUCAGCAUCAGUUUCAGUCUCUGUUUCAGCUUUACCUUUAUCAUCUUCAUCGGUAUCAUCGUCAUCAUUGUCAUCACCAUCCUCAUCAGCAUCUUCUUCUUCUUCCUCAUCUUUGCCAAAAAUCAAAUUAAAAUCUAGUGAAUCAUCUUUAUCAUCUUCAUCUUCAUCUUCUUCUUUACCUCGAUUAACGAUUACAUUUCCGAAACGUUCUCGUUCAAGUGGACGACGACGAUUUCCAGUUCUUAAAGCGAUUGUUUCAUCUUUUGUUAAACGUAAAUCUCUUGACAAUGAUUCACCGUUAUCUCCAUCAUCAUCACUAAUGUCAUCUUCAUCUUCUUCAUCUUCAUCUCAUCACCAUCAUUCUCAUCAUCCUGGUUACCAUCCGGUUUCAUUUGUAUCCACAUCGGAUCAUCACCAUCAUGGUUACAUUGACAGUGAUCUCAAUGGAGGAGCUUUAGAAUCAAUUGCAUUGGAAGUAAUUAAACAAGAAGAGCAAUUAGAGUUAAAUCAUAAGAUUAAACCUUCAUCAAUAAUUUCUGUAAAUACAAGUGCUAAUCCCGUUAAGCCAACACGUAGUCGUAAAAAUUUUCUGGUCAUAACUUUAUCUAAAAUGUUACGAUCGGUUAAUUUUACUCAAGUUUCUGAAGAUCUUAGGAUCGGUUCAUCAUCUAAAAUUAAUUGUAUCGCUUGUAAUACAAUUAUGACUCUAUUUUUGUCACCAUUAAACACCAAAGAGGUGAUGGUUGGUGCAGCUCGAGUUGUUUGUAAGCAAUUUAGUCACCUGAUGAGAACCACUGAAAGAGUUUGCUUGGGUGUAGUUGAAUCAUUUAAAGAUGAUCUUGAUUAUAUAAAACGAUCAAGUCGAUUGACUCGAAGAGAAAUGUGUGGCCUUCUAUUGGGAAUUGAAUGUGCUCGAACUGUUACCGAAAAUCUAAACUGGACUAUACCAAUUCCAUCAAAACAACAACAAUCAAAUACAAUUAAUAGACGAUCAUCGGUAACUAUUCAUUUAACUGAUUCUCCGACGACUAAACAAAGACUUCGAGUUGGUGGAUCGCCAGUUUCAUCACCAUCGUCAUCAUCAUCAUCAUCGGGAAAUCAGAAAAAAUAUUCAGACUCUUCGAUGGUUUAUCAUCAUAUUGGAGGUGAGAGUGGAGGUGGAUGGGAGAUGAGGAAUACAGGGUCAUCAUCACCCCCUUCUCUGAACUCACUACUAACAUCAACCACUCGGUACAAUCGAUAUCGUGAUCCAGUUUCACUUGAUGAACCAAUGAACAUGAAUAACAAUGCUAUUCAAAAAUCCCCUGGAAAUGGUGGGAAAAAGUUGAUCAGUGUUGUUCAUUUAACCGAUAUUCAUAUUGACCCUUAUUAUCAAGAGGGUGCAGCGGCGGCUUGUGGUGAGCCGCUUUGCUGUAGGUCCACUGAGGGUAAAAUUGACUCCGAUAAAAUGGCCGGAAAAUGGGGCGAUUAUCGUUCUUGUGAUACACCAAUACGAACUGUAAGACAUGCAAUGAAACAUAUCAGCGAAACUUAUCCAAACGCUCGAUACUGGAUGUGGACAGGAGAUAUUGCUCCUCAUGAUAUUUGGAAUAUCACUCGAAAAGAAGUUAUCAAUCAAAUUAAGUUAAUUACUAAUAUGUUUAAGAGAUUUUCUCGUGUUCCAGUUUAUCCAGUUAUUGGUAAUCAUGAAGCAGUUCCAGUUAACAGUUUCGCUCCACCAGAAAUCAAAGGUCCAGUUUCAAUCUCAUGGCUAUAUGAUGUUCUAGCCCAGGAAUGGUCAUACUGGUUACCUGAUGAUGCCGUUAGGACAUUAAGAUAUGGGGGCUAUUAUACGGUUAAAGUGCGACCCGGAUUCAGGAUUACAAGUAUUAACACCAAUUAUUGUACUCGUCUUAAUCCAUGGACACUUUAUAAUCCAAUUGAUCCGGGUAAUCAGCUGAAAUGGUUGGUUGAUGAGCUUUAUGAAGCUGAAAAUGUUGGUGAUAAAGUUCAUAUAAUAGGCCAUGUACCACCCGACGAUAAAGAGUGUACUCAGGCCUGGUUAUUCAAUUAUCUUCGGAUAAUCGAUAGAUUUUCAACUAUAGUUUUAGCCCAGUAUUUUGGACACACUCACCAUGAUGAAUUUCGAGUACUUUAUUCACCAUAUAACGCGGAAAAGGCCAUUUCAAUGGUCUACAUUGGACCAAGUAUUACUCCUUAUACAGAUCAUAAUCCCGCUUACAGAGUUUAUCAUACCGAUCCAUCGGGUUUCAUUAAGAACCAUGAAACCAUCUAUUUCAAUCUAACAGAGGCCAAUCUAAGUCCACAUGGACCACAAUGGCGACGGGCUUACACUGCACUCGAUGAAUUUGACCUUAACCAUUUAGGUCCUGAAGGAUGGGACAUUUUAAUUGAUAAAUUAGAUUUUGAUGAUAAACUUUUUCAACGUUUUUACAGAUUAUCUCAUCGUUACAGUGAAACCAAAGAUUAUUGCAAUUUAUCAUGUAAAAAAUCAAUUCUCAAGGAAUUAAGAGUAACCGAUCCGUUCAAGAAACGACCUAAAAGUAUAUUUGCCUCUCGAAGGAAAUUACAGUAACUAAAUUAACUUUGAUUGCAAACAAUUAACUGGAAGCAUCAAAUGCAAUUACUUAACUACAAUAAUAUCCUGAUGAUUAUUUCAUUUGUUUUUCAUUUUUAAUUAACUUUUUUUUUUACAUAAUAGUUUUUUUAUCCAACCUUGCAAACUUUUAAUGGUUAAACUAAAUCAAUUGAACCAAAACUGUAAUUAACAAAUCCCUUGUAAAUAAUAAUACCGUUAUAUAAUUAACGUAA